Molecule: messenger RNA, 396 nt
Organism: Lodderomyces beijingensis
Lineage: Eukaryota; Fungi; Ascomycota; Pichiomycetes; Serinales; Debaryomycetaceae
Source: the annotation of a GenBank genome assembly
AUGACGAUAUUCCAAAAGAUAGGACUACAUAUUCGGGUGAAAUUGAAGGAAAUGGGAGCACGGGAGCCCCAUUGCAUAAACGAUGCACACCACGGAUCAACACCACCACCACUAGACACCAAUAGACGACGAGAUUUGAGUUUGUCUCCAUCCAAUUUGAGCAGAAAGACCAAGGACAAGGACAAGGCCCCGCUACAUUCACGAAGGUCGUCCGUGACUUUUCCCGACGGCGCUAUACCAGAAGAAUAUGGGUUGCCGCCGAUCACAAGAUACAAAGACGUGGAGGGGCUCCAGAAGUUUGAGUUAAUUCGGUACCUUGAUGGGUUCAACAUGUCACACGAGGGCAAAACUGAAGACGAAAUGAAAACAUAUUUGAAGGGAUUUUGUACGAAAUGA